Messenger RNA from Penicillium argentinense, 1839 nucleotides. Its product is annotated as ESCRT-II subunit protein VPS36. Gene Ontology annotation, biological process: protein transport to vacuole involved in ubiquitin-dependent protein catabolic process via the multivesicular body sorting pathway. Gene Ontology annotation, cellular component: ESCRT II complex; late endosome membrane. The record is from RefSeq and is a predicted model, not a curated record. Gene Ontology annotation, molecular function: ubiquitin binding; phosphatidylinositol-3-phosphate binding. Bases 1 to 1839 code for a protein of 612 amino acids. NCBI's taxonomy places the organism in Eukaryota, Fungi, Ascomycota, Eurotiomycetes, Eurotiales, Aspergillaceae. The transcript is spliced from 3 exons.
AUGUUCUUCAAGUCUCUGGACCUGACGACGGCACUGCGGCCCUUGCUGUUACCUGACGAGGCCCUCCUCUUUGUCCAGGAUGCGGUGGGGUUGUACGAGGGGAAAUACAAGAUCCCCAACUACCAAAACGGCCACGCUUAUUUGACCUCGCAUCGAGUCUGCUAUGUAGCUGCGGACGAGCCGCGCAAGUACUGCGUCGCAAUCGAUCUCAAGGAAAUUGAUCGGGCCGAGUACCAGGCCCGAUUCCUAAAGUCGUCGCCUAAAAUCACGAUAUACCCAAAACCGCAGAGUAACAAGGCCGACAAAUCUCGCAGCGCAGCAUCGAGUCCUGCCAUCUCCCAGCAAUCGACCCUCCAUCCCGUCAUUCGGACCCCUCUUCCGCAAGCCGGGACACCACAGCCAAACCCGUCCCCGAAGCCAGUCAAUGCCACGUGGAUUUGUCCGAUAUGCACCUUUUCAAAUCCCUUGCCCUCCAACUUUGAUCCGGCGACAGCAACAGCUGCCACUCACCUCCCGCCAUGCCUUGCGUGUGGUAUUAAGCCGCCGUUUACAACUGUGCUCAAGGCAGCAAUCAAUGCGGCGACCAGCCGAGAGCCACCCACACCAUUGUCAGCUGCAAUUUCACCUGUACCGCAAGAUAAUGGCAAUUUACAUAAUGGAAGCCGACCAGGCUCGACGACAGGCGGAUCAGUGUCCUGUCCUCGAUGCACGUUUGUCAACCAUCCGUCGCUGAUCGAAUGUGAGAUAUGUGGAGCACCUCUGUUGACUACAGGAGGUGCUUCUUCGAUGCUCGGGAAUGAAGCAAGCCGCUCGGACUCGCCGGCUCCGUUCUUCAGACAGACGCGGAUUACCAACACCGAGGUGACUGAGAGCAUCAAGCUGUCGUUCCGGGAUGGUGGUGAAAAGACCUUCCAUGAAAGGCUUAAGGAUGCCCUUGUGCAGAGGAAAUGGCUUCUUCAAAACGCACCACCUGUACCUCCACCGGCACAAGCUACCUCAUCCCCUAAGCCGUCAGCCACGGCAGCCUUCGAGAGCCCUCAGCCGUCUACCCCGCGCGUAUCAGCCGUGGGCAUUGCGGGUCUAGAGCAACGGGGUCUGGAGGCUCGCAUGAACAAUCAGUUGGUCAUCGGUAACGCCUUCGAGGACCUGGAGGCCUUGAUGGCAUCGGCCAAACAGAUUGUUGCGUUGGCCGAAACCCUGGCGCGAGAGUCCGGCAUGUCUACGAACGAGGGCUCGGCCGAGACCAACGCGGUCUUAUCUGAAUCCGCGGCAGCAUUGGGCAUGGUAACCACGAAGGAUAUGCUGAGCUCCGGGUCAGAGAAUCUUUACCUUUCGGAACUGUCACGCAAUCUGGCCGAGUAUCUUACAGAUGACCGCCAGGGAAUUCUACAGCGGGAAGGAGGCAUUAUGAGUCUUAUCGAUCUCUGGGCAGUCUUUAACCGGUCUCGCAACGGAGUCGAGUUGGUCAGUCCGUCCGACUUCCAGCGAGCAGCAGAACUAUGGGAGAAACUGCGACUUCCCGUCCGUCUUCGUCGAUUCAAGAGUGGACUGUUAGUGGUUCAGCGAUAUGACUGGAGCGAUGAUAAGACGGUUCGACAAUUGCAGGUGUGGAUGGAGGAAUUGCGACAAAUUCCACCAGAAGAGCCGGUCCUGUGGGACUGGCAGGCAUUCGGUCGAGCUGUGACGGCGCAAGCAGCGGCGCAGCGCUUCAAAUGGAGUGUCGGUGUGGCUGCCGAGGAACUCGAAAUGGCCGAAGACCGGGGCGUACUCUGUCGAGAGGAAGGGCUCGAAGGACUCCGGUUUUGGUCGAAUUGCAUCGCCGAUGGUUCCUACUCGUAG